Messenger RNA from Arachis stenosperma, 1826 nucleotides. Its product is annotated as la-related protein 6C. Lineage: Eukaryota; Viridiplantae; Streptophyta; Magnoliopsida; Fabales; Fabaceae. Gene Ontology annotation, molecular function: mRNA binding. The record is from RefSeq and is a predicted model, not a curated record. Gene Ontology annotation, biological process: RNA processing. Bases 229 to 1488 code for a protein of 419 amino acids. The transcript has 10 exons. Gene Ontology annotation, cellular component: nucleus.
GUUUAAGAAAACUAUAACUAACUAUUUUGUUUUGCCCUUCUUUUGGCGCGAAACGUGGAUUCAAUAACCGAAACAAUAGCAUCUAUUAACCCACACACCCACACACACACUCUCUCUUCGUUACACCACCACAACCCUAAUUCCCAAUUUUCCCAAUUCACCAAUUCUAACGCACACAAAUCGAAUUACAGGGAGAAGAAGAAGAAGAAGAAGAAGAAGAAGAUAAGAAUGGCGCAGGUACAAGCCGAAGAGAAGAUGAUCCCUGAGGAUCCAGAAAAAGGUGGUAGCGGGGGUGCUGCUGCUGCACAAGAGAGUGCGCAAUCGGGUUUCAAGUUCAAUGCACAAGCACCUGAAUUUGUUCCAAGAUCGCAUACGCAGGUUCCGAUUUCCGGUUAUUUCUAUCCCUGCUUUCAGAUUCUUGGUGGAUCUUCUGAUUCGGAUUGGUUCUACGUUGGAGAUCAUGAUCCUGCUGCAUGUUUGAUCCCUGCCGCUGCCACCUCUGCCAUCGCCGCUGCUCCAAUCCCUAAUUGCUCCAACAAGAAUGUCCUCACCCCUGAUCUCCAGCAAAAGAUCAUCAAGCAGGUGGAGUACCAGUUUAGUGAUAUGAGCUUACUGGCAAAUGAAUCUUUUCAGAAACAGGUGAAUAAAGAUCCUGAAGGUUAUGUUCCAAUAAGCCUAAUUGCUUCAACCAAAAAGAUCAAAUCCCUAACUAAUAACACUCAUCUAAUCACCCAGGCUCUCCGUUCAUCUUCGAAAGUUGUUUUGAGUCCUGAUGGCAAGAAGGUUAAACGUAAAAACCCUUUCACCGAAAAGGAUAAAGAGGAAUUGCAGUCUCGUACUGUUGUGGCAGAGAAUUUACCGGAUGAUCAUUCCCAUCAAAAUAUUCAGAAAAUAUUCUCUGUAGUUGGAAGUGUGAAAACAAUUAGAAUAUGCCAUCCCCCAGAAUCCAAUUCUUCACGUCCAAAGGGUGAUUUUUUCAUCAGUAACAAGCUUCAUGCACUUGUGGAGUAUGAGACACCGGAUGUAGCUGAGAAAGCUGUUGAGAAGUUAAACGAUGAAAGGAACUGGAGGAAAGGUAUGCGAGUAAGGGUGCUGUUUAGAUGUUCGCCCAAAUCUGUCCUGAAGAGCAGAAAGUCGGAUUUCGAUGGCUAUUUGGAUGACGAUGACAUGCUAAAUUCUGAUUCUGCUGAGGAUUCGUCUCAUUCAAACAACACUGAAUUAACUGCUGACACUAAUGUUGACGAAAAUUCAGUAGGAUCGAAGAAAGGAUGGGCUAGAGGCCGUGGAAAGGGAAGAGGACGCACUCAAACUCACGCCGGUCGUGGCCUACUUGCGCCACCUUCUCAACCGAGCAGCGUUGUCCUUUGCGAAGCAUCUACUAAAUCCAACACCAAGGGCCCGCGAAUGCCAGAUGGGACAAGAGGUUUCACCAUGGGGCGGGGCAAGCCGAUCAACUCUCCCGCUCUAGCCUCUUCGCCUCAAGAGUGAUGAGUGUUUUUUUGCAAGUUUUUUUACCGUAUGCUUUCCUAGUGAAGUUUUAAGGAACAACUUUUGUAUUUCAGUUCUCACCACCGCAGUCUUCAACCUCAGCCAAUUGAUUUAUGUGUGGCAUGGGAAGAUGGUUCCGAUCUUUACGAUUUUUGGUAAUAAUUCAAGAUGUAUAGUGUUUUAUGGUGUGGCAGAUACUGAAGACAAGCGGCCACAGUUAUCUCAAAUUUUGAUAAUUUGCUUCUCUUAGAAGCGUUCACUUUAACUAGAAUCACUAUGAAUGGAAUAGAACAAGAACUCUCUUUGUCAAGAUUGCCCUAAUUCAUAUAAAUCAUAGU